Messenger RNA from Drosophila rhopaloa, 549 nucleotides. RefSeq names its product dynein light chain roadblock-type 1. The transcript is spliced from 2 exons. Bases 78 to 422 code for a protein of 114 amino acids. Gene Ontology annotation, cellular component: cytoplasmic dynein complex; centrosome; cytoplasm. Gene Ontology annotation, molecular function: dynein intermediate chain binding. Lineage: Eukaryota; Metazoa; Arthropoda; Insecta; Diptera; Drosophilidae. Gene Ontology annotation, biological process: microtubule-based movement. The record is from RefSeq and is a predicted model, not a curated record.
GGGAAAUCAAUGAUUAAAUAAACAUCUGAACAAUCUCAGAUCAGUAGAACUCUUUCAGUAGAACUCUGUAAUCAAAAAUGCAGGUUGCAGAAGUUGAUCCUAUUCGCACCAAGAGGUAUGUGGAGGAGACUUUUCGCCUUUUGCAGGCCAAACCCGGCGUUGAGGACAUCCUGAUCAUGAAUCAUUCGGGUGUGCCGGUCAAAACAUCGAUGGAUCGACAGGAAAGUCUUCAGUACGCCUGUCUAUACGACAACCUAAAGGAAAAGUGCCAGGCAUUCCUAACCAAAAUGGAGCCAGCUCAAACUUUGACCUUUUUGAGGGUUCGCACCAAAUACCACGAGGUGCUCAUUACACCGGAUGCCAAGAUCACCGUUUUGGUGGUCCAAAAUGCCAAGGAUUCUUUCAUUAACAUAAAAGGAUAGAAAAAUUUCGCAUUUAAAAAUAUUUUUCCGAUACGAACACAUUUUUGAUUGUGGGCACAUAUCUAUUUUAACCACGUUAAUUCAAAUGUAACCCAAAUAAAGAAUUCAGUUGAACUUCGACUAUUAA